CGCCGGUCCUGGUGCAUGAACCUCCAGCCAAAAGUGAAGGUGACCAAGGCAAAGCCAGCUGGUGCUGGAGUCCAGGAGUGUGGGGGUCCCACUCUACCUGAGAACGCGCUCUCUGAGAAAGUGUGCUCUUGGAAGGACUUGGAUCAUUCAGAUAGGUUCCCAAGGCAAGUGGGCCUGAAGUUUUUUGGAGACACCUCUCCUGCCACAUCUACUCCAGCACCCACCUCAGAGCUGUGCUUGAAGUAAAGCAGACCGUUGGUGGGGUGCCUGGUAGAGUGAGAGCAGGGGUCAAGCAGGAGCAGGUUCCACACUCCUGGAUGGGCAGGGCCAGAGGAGAACAAGAGAAACAUGGACUGCAGCCUUACCUGCCUAUGGACCCCAUCUCCUGACCCUGCUCCCCAGAGCCCAGGGCUGAAAAUAAUCAGCACUUGGAGCUCUGGGACCUCACCCACGAUCUCUCUCCAUCUCCUCCCCAAGUUAGUAUGGAUAUUCAAAACAAGAGCUCUUCUGUGCGAGGUAAUUAUGAAGUGAUGGAGCAAUACUGGGAAUGUCUUAGACAUGACGGUUCUAAAGAGCAUGACAGCUGAUCACCCUCAACGCCCUGUUAGGGCACCCACUCUCUUCUCGGGGUGCCCAGAGUACCUGCUGGACGGGGAAGGCUGCAGAGAAGGGUCUCGUUGUUCAGCUCAGGAAAACUCCUCAUUCUGCCCUCACGUUAUAGCUGGUCUGAACUUCCAGGAGGCGGCUCCGUGGUCCUGGACUGGCAUGGGGAUCAAGAAAGCUCCUCGCAGCCUGGGCCCCAUGGCAUCCUGCCCUGUCCUACAGAAGGAGAGGGUGUUCCAGUCAGGAGACCAUGCCUACAGAAUCCCUGCUCUGCUCUACCUGCCUCAGCAGAAGACUCUGCUGGCCUUCGCAGAAAAGCGGAUGAGCAAAAAGGAUGAGCAUGCAGAGCUGAUUGUGCUGCGCAGAGGAAGCUAUGAUGCAUCCACCCACCAUGUCCAGUGGCAUGCUCAGGAGGUGGUGGCCCAAGCCCAGCUGGAGGGCCACCGGUCCAUGAACCCGAGCCCCUUGUAUGACGAGAAAACGGGAACCCUCUUCCUCUUCUUCAUUGCCAUCCCCGGGCAGGUCUCCGAGCACCACCAGAUCCACACCAGGGUCAACGUGACACGGCUGUGCCAGGUCACCAGCACGAACCACGGGAGGUCCUGGAGCCCGGCCAGAGACCUCACCGGCCCUGCCAUCGGCGCAGCCCACAAGGAAUGGGCCACUUUUGCGGUGGGUCCGGGGCACUGUCUACAGCUGCACAACAAGACCCAGAGUCUGGUGGUACCCGCCUAUGCUUACCGGAACCUUCACUCCAUCCAGGGGCCUUCCCCAUUUGCCUUCUGCUUCGUCAGCCACGACCAUGGGCACACAUGGAAGAGAGGGAACUUUGUGGCCCAGGACACCCUGGAGUGCCAAGUGGCUGAAGUAGGGGGCGCGAGGCAGAGGGUGGUGUAUCUGAACGCUAGAAGCCCCCUCAGAGCCCGGGUCCAGGCCGAGAGCACCAACGAGGGGCUCGACUUCCAGGAGGCCCAAACAGUGAAGAAGCUCGUGGAGCCUCCCCACGGCUGCCACGGGAGUGUCAUCAGUUUUCCCAACCCCCGUGAGGGCUCAGGAGCCUCAGACAAAUGGCUGCUCUACACUCACCCGACUGACCCCCAGCAGAGGGCCGACCUGGGGGUGUACCUCAACAAGCGGCUCCCGGGCCCCGAGGCCUGGUCGGAGCCCGCUCUGCUGGCCACGGGCAGCUGCGCCUACUCAGACCUCCAGAGCAUGGGCGUUGGCCCUGAUGGCUCACCCCAGUUCGGGUGUCUGUAUGAAUCGGAUAAUUACGAAGAGGUUGUCUUCCUCAUGUUCACCCUGAAACAAGCCUUCCCAGCUGAAUUUUUGUCUCAAUGAGCCGGUUGUGUGCCAUCCUGAGUGAGCCCCUUGGAGGCCAACUCUCGGUUCCCAUCACCCAGAACGUGCGGAACAUCUGCCCCCCUGGCUCUUUUCCUCCUUUGAUGUUUCAGUCCUUCUAAGGGAUUCAGCGUUCAGCCCAGAAGUUGAAGGAACCUGGCUUCCCACAGCCCCUCAAUGGGGAAGGUGUGGAGAGCUGUCGCUCUGCAUGGCUCAGCCUGCCUGCCCCUACCCCAGCUUUUGUGCAGGUCUUGAUAAAUGAUGGAGUCCAGCCCAUUUCUUCUUGGUAAAUGCUCAUCAUGUUCCUAGGGAAAGGCUGAGACAAAGAUGUAAAUUAGCAGAGGGCUUUGUGUGUGCGUCUGCGUGCACGUGCACGUGUGUUCUCAGUGAUGCUUUAGAGGAGACACCAUGGGAGACAGCUUUGCAGGGAGGUAAGGCAGGUCUAGGAAAAUUAAGCUAAUCUAAGUCAUUGUGUUAGUUUCCCAGGGCUGCUGUAACCAAUCAAUACAAACUUGGUGGCUUAAAACAACAGAAAUUUAUUCUCUGAUGGUUCCAGAGGCUGGAAGUCCAAAAUCAAGGUGUCGGCAGGACUGUACUCCUUCCGAAGGCCCUAGGGGAGAACCCUUCCUUGCCCUUCCAGCAUCUGGUGGCCCCAGGCAUCCCUCAGCUCAUGGCUACUUACCUCUCUUUAAUGUCUCUGUCUUUGAGUGGCUUUCUCCCCUUCUCCUGUGUUUUCUCUUCCGUCUCUUAUAAGACACCUGCCGUUGGAUUUCCAGCACACCCAAAUAACCUAGGAUAGUCCUCCACUCAAUUAUAUUUGCAGAUUCUUUUCUAAAUAAUGUCACAUUCACCAAUUCUGAGGGUUAGGAUGUGGAUUUAUCUUUUGGAGCCACUGUUCAACCCAUUACAGGCAUCAGAAGUGAUUUUGGUACAGGUGAUGUGGCUAAAGGUAGGAAUGAAAUUCAGAUGAAUCAGAUAAUUCAGAAGAAUGAAGGGGGUAGGAGGGGCUGGGCUGUUGAAUGUGCAUCUGUGGCCCAGAGCUGUUCUGGGGCAUCCAGUCUUUGUGGUGACAGGGAUGCCACCAUGUGCAGAUAAAGAGAGAGGGGCGAGGGUCCUGUGGUUGUGUAGUCCUUGCCACAUAGAAAGAUUAGGGAGAAGGACACUCCCCAGUUGUCAUGAGGGUGAUAACUGGAGAGGGGAGCCCUGGGCAGAGGGGGAUGACACUUCUCUGACCUGAAGACAAAGGUCUUCAGGGGCCUUUGUCAUAUAUCCCCGUGGAAAAGUGGACUUGCCCUCCGUCCCCAUCAGAGCCCCUCCUACCAACUGGAUCAAUCUAAUAGUUUGAUGGCAGCAAUCAACGAUGACAGUUAUGGGUUCUUGCAAUUGAGCCAUGUCUCCAGGGGGCCAGGCAGUGGUUAAAUGGAAUUUUGACAGUGUGAGGAGCUGGAGGUGUGACUUUUGUUCUGGGUGUGUUUCCUGGCACUGACCUCCUAUCUGUAUGCAACUUCUGUGUGUGGGGUUUUAUGAAAUCCAGCUGGAAGGAUGAGGAGGUGGGGCCUGGUAAUUGCUGGGGUGGAAAGUAAGCCCCACAGCCUUGGGGAUGUCCCCUGCUGUCUUCUAAACUCUGCAAAGUUAGCUAUGCAGAGGCCAGAGGCCCAGCCAGGAGAGUGAGGACAAGGGCACAUAGGCCAGAGGCAGCACACUGUCAGGAGGUUUAGAGGUAAGGUGGUAGGAUAGUAUAUGAUCCAAAUGAGGACACUUUAGAAAAUGAAAGGAGGAUGCUAUUAAUAAUUGUACCAAGACAAUGGGCAUCACCCAGGACUGUCCCAGGAAAACUGAGAGCUUUUAAGAGAGAAAGACCCACUGGGGAUUGUAUCGGGAGCUGGCCUCUGCUAACUACCCUGGGAGAGUCAAUCAAUUAAGGGUCUUGAUGUGAGUUGGGAAUAGGAUAAGACACCUGGACACUGCCAAGUUUAGAACAUUAUUCUCUUAGACUCUCUCCAUUCACAGAGGUCAGUGGGUCUCAAUUCUAACUGCUCGUUAGAAUUCCCUGGGGAGCUUUUACACCAUGAUGAUGCCUGGGCUCCACCCGUGACCCAGAAUCAGAUUCAGAAUCUCUGGUGGUGCACCCAAGGAUGAAUUUUUUUUUCCAAAAUCUCCUCAAGUUAUUCUAGUGAGCAUAAGGAUCAAGAAGUGCUGGUACAGAUGAUCUCUAAAGUUCCUUCUACUUCUAAAUGUAUACAAAUAUCAAAAUCUUGUGAUUUGAAUGAAAAAAGCAACAGUUGAAAAAUGCCACUACUCAUUGAAAAAUGCCACUAAGAGAGUGAAAGGAAAAGCCAUAGAUGGGGAGAAGAUAUUUAUAACACUUAUAUCUGACAAAGGACUUGCAUCCAGAAUAUAUAAAGAACUCCUACAAGCCAAUAAGAAAAAGACAAUCCAAUAAAAAUGGGCAAAUUGCUUGAACAGGCACUUCACAAAAGAGGAUAUCAUAAAGGCUGCUAAACACAUGGUCAUCAGAGAAAUGCAAAUUAAAACCACGAGAUACCCACUGGAAUGAUUACAAUUAAAAAGAUUGACAACAGCAAGUAUUGGUAAGGAUGUGAAGCAACCAGGACCCUCAUGCAUUUCUGGAGGAAGUGUAACUGGUAUGACCACUUUGGAAAGCUGUUUGGUAGUAUCUACUAAAACUGAACGUGCAAAUAUUCUAUGACCCAGCUCUUCCACUCUGCAGGAUGCAUCUAAGAGAAAUGAAUGCAUUUGGUUGCCAAAGACAUGUAUAACAAUGUUCAUGACAACUUCAUUCAUAAGAAUCCCAGAGUGGAAACUAUCCAAAUGUCAGUCGAAAACAGAAUGGAUAUCUGAACUGGGCAAUAUUCACACAGUGGAAUAUUUCACAAUAAUAAAAGAAUGAACUACUACUACACACAAUAGCAUGGAUGGUUUUCCAGACAUUAUAUAUUGAAUGAAAGAAGCCAGAUCCAAAAGACUACCUACCUGAUGACUCUGUUUAUUUAAAGUUCAAGAACAGGCAAGACAAAUCUAUGGUGUAUAAGUCAGGAAAGUGGCUAUUUCUGGUGGAGGAGAGCCGUCCACGGAGAGCUGGAAGGAAUCUUCUGGGUGCUGGAAACAUUUUGUUGUUUGAUCUGGUGCUGAUUAGGAGGGCAAAUCCAUACAUGAAAAUUCAAUAGCCUGUACACACAAGAUUUGUGUACCUUACUGUGUGUACACUAUACCAUGAUGAAAAAUAAAAGUUGGACUGAAUAGUAAAUUUGCUAGUUAAACCUCCAAAUCAGUAUAUUACAUUGGGUUGUAAAACUUUGGAACUGAAUUUUUGUAAUCAAUUUUUGGGGGGAGAAUCAUUUUAGAUUUAUAGAAAAGUUGCAAAGAUGGUAUGGAAUGUUCCCGUGUAUCCUACACCCAGUUUCCCCUAAUGUUAACAUCUUAUGUAACUGUGGUACCAAGAGAUUAACAUCGGUACACUACUAUUAACUAAACUCUAGACUCUAUUUGGAUUUUACCAGUGUUUCUACUAAUGUCCUUCUACUGUUCUAGGAUCCAAUCCAGGAUACAUUUAGUACAUUUAGUGAAACUAAAUUUUUACUACAAUUUGUGUCCAUGGAGACACACACAUACCCACAGAUUGACACUGUUCCAGCAUCCCCCCUCUGUUCACCUCGUGAGGCCUGGGAGACGAGAGGGUGUGGGGCACGUCCAGGGUGGUCGCCUUGGAAGGCCCAGGCCUGGCCCUGCAAAGAGGGCAGGCAGGGUGGUCUGCUAAACCCAGUGGUGUUGAUAGAGAAGAUCUGCCCCCUUCAGUAGAGACCCUCUCCCUGCACAGUGAGAUUAACUGGGGGCAACAUGGUGGCCACAGAGAGUAACUGAAACUUGUCCAUUCUUAGAGGUAAGGCCACACGUCACAAGAUACAAAAUGUUAGCCUGUAG
Ailuropoda melanoleuca (giant panda) is the source of this 5883-nucleotide messenger RNA. It is a transcript of the gene NEU2, whose product is annotated as neuraminidase 2. Gene Ontology annotation, molecular function: exo-alpha-sialidase activity. Gene Ontology annotation, biological process: ganglioside catabolic process; oligosaccharide catabolic process. The record is from RefSeq and is a predicted model, not a curated record. The transcript is spliced from 7 exons. Gene Ontology annotation, cellular component: membrane; intracellular membrane-bounded organelle; cytoplasm. Lineage: Eukaryota; Metazoa; Chordata; Mammalia; Carnivora; Ursidae. The coding region runs from base 559 to 1941 and encodes 460 amino acids.